This is a messenger RNA of Hyposmocoma kahamanoa, 1165 nucleotides long. RefSeq names its product hepatic triacylglycerol lipase-like. The transcript is spliced from 6 exons. Gene Ontology annotation, biological process: lipid metabolic process. Lineage: Eukaryota; Metazoa; Arthropoda; Insecta; Lepidoptera; Cosmopterigidae. The record is from RefSeq and is a predicted model, not a curated record. Bases 78 to 1070 code for a protein of 330 amino acids. Gene Ontology annotation, molecular function: lipase activity.
AAGAAAUGAUAUAUAAACAGUGAUUUGGUAGUUCGUACUUUGAAGUGGAUAUUGGCAGACCCCGUGCACCCAACAUAAUGAAGGUCUUCUUCCUGGUUUUAGUUGCGACAGUAUACAUCGCUUCGGCGUUGCCUGUAGAAGAACAGAGACAGAAACAUGUUUAUUCGCGUUUCAUAGAAAUACCUGAUGAUGAAGGCAACAUGCACUUAGUCGAUCUAGAGGCGGAACCCGACAUGGCUGCCAUCGAAGAACACACAAGAAACCCUAACAAUAACGUCUACUUAUUGUACACUAGACGUAAUCAAAUCUUUUCUCAAACUCUUGUGAUGAACGAUGAAAAUUCGAUUAUAAACUCGAACUUCAACCCGAAUGAUCCCACAAUAGUAAUUGUCCAUGGUUGGAUCAGCAGCAGAGAAUCUGAGCCUAACCCUACAGUUCGAAGCGCUUUCCUGUCUACGUCUGAAGUAAACGUCAUCAGUGUAGAGUGGAGAGAGCUUGCUUUUAGCGACUAUGUGACGGCUGUUAACGGAGUACCCGCUGUCGGACGCGGAAUUGGGCAAUUCCUUAUCUUUUUGAAUAGAGUAACGGGAGCCAGAUUUGAUCAGAUGCACUUGGUAGGUUUUAGUUUAGGUGCUCACGUCGUGGGUAACGCUGGAAGAGAAACUGGUGGCAGGGUUGCCCGUGUUACUGGAUUGGAUCCUUCUGGCCCUCUAUGGAACUACAACAAUGAGCGUUUGAACGCUGAUGAUGGUGUCUACGUUGAGGCAAUCCAUACAGACGGAGGUGUAUUGGGCAUUGGUUUGCCCAUCGUCCAAGUGGACUUUUUCCCUAACGGCGGCUUUUACCAACCAGGAUGUUUGGUUACUACCCGUUGCAACCACGAUCGCGCUUGGGAACUGUUCGCAGUUAGUGUGACUCACGGUCACUUGUUUGGAAGACGGUGCCUUACUAUGCUCCAGGUCACCACAGACCUAUGUACUUCGGAUACACUUCAACUGGGUAACGACAAUCUAAGGAAAACGGGAAGCGGCAUGUACAGGGUCAACACCGGAAGUAGACAUCCAUUUUGAUAAAAUACAUUAACACUCUGAAUUCAAGGUUUCGAAAUCAAUAUAAAUAUUUAUAAUAUCUGAAUCCUGAUUUUUUAGUAACAAGGCGCAAUAAA